Rotaria sordida is the source of this 450-nucleotide messenger RNA. The record is from the annotation of a GenBank genome assembly. NCBI's taxonomy places the organism in Eukaryota, Metazoa, Rotifera, Eurotatoria, Philodinida, Philodinidae.
AUGGCAACAAACUUAACUGAUAAUGAACUUCGACAAGUGAAAUCUUGUGGAUUUUUUGUGAUCAAAUCAGAUCAAAGCUUUCUACUCAUGAAACAUCCACAUCGAUAUGAUCUACCAAAAGGACACAUGGAACCUGGUGAGAUCGAACAUCAAACAGCUCUACGAGAACUUCUUGAAGAAACAGGCAUUCAAUCGUCGGAUAUUGAUAUUGAUCCGAAUUUCCGCUUCGAAAAUACUUAUUAUCCAAAAUACAAACGUUUUGGAGGCGAGACGGUGAAGAAAACAUUAGUGAUAUUUCUUGCACGACUGAAAUCAGAUUCAACAAAAGUAAUUCCAAGUGAACAUCAACAUUUUGAAUGGUGCACUUGGAAUUCAUUUCAACCUUCUCGUAAGACCAGUGGAAUCGAUCAACUGUUGAACAAAGUGCGAGCACAUCUCAAUGCGCUGUAG